Molecule: messenger RNA, 2565 nt
Organism: Paramecium primaurelia
Lineage: Eukaryota; Ciliophora; Oligohymenophorea; Peniculida; Parameciidae
Source: the annotation of a GenBank genome assembly
AUGCAGCAAAACUUUAUAAAUUCAUAAGGAGGAUCUCGAUUAUAAAAAGCAUUUGUGUUUCCACAUCAAGAAUGCUAUAAGGAGAAAGAUGAAUCAUUACUAUUGUCAUAAUUAUCUGACAUAAAUAUUAAUCAAGAAAAAAAUUCAAUAAAUAUAGAGUUAUAAACAUCAAAUUUAAAUAUGAAAAAAUAAAUGAUUAAGUUACCCAUUUAAAAUGUAUUAAGUAUAAUAUUAAGUAGGUUAUUUAUUCACCAAAAGGAAUGAAAAAUUAAUAACAUAAAAUAUAAAAAGAUCAACCCUCAACUAUUGAGAAAUUAAUUAUCAAAAAUAAAAUGAUUAAUCGAUUUAAAAAGAAUUUACUAGAACAAUCAUAUAUUUUAUAAAAGGAUAUAAAAAGUAAAAUUGAAUCAGUACUAAGAGUAGCCAAAGUUAAAUCAGAAUAAGUAUAUAUAUUAAUAAUAAUAUUCAGUACUUAGAUGAAUCAGAUCUUCUACCAUUAUUGACAUCAAAUAAUUAUUUAAUAUUUUGUUGGGACAUUAUAAACUUAUUUCUAGAUUUCAUAAAUCUAUGGUAUUGUGCAUAUUUAGCUACAAUCUUAAGUUUUUAGACCUAACACACCAUAUUAGAAACCAUCCUCCUAUUUAAUAAUGGUUUUGAAAUUUUACUUAAUUUUCAUCGAUCCAUAUUAAUAAACGGAGAAUAUGUUAGAAAUAGGGGUAUAAUUACAAAAACAUAUUUAAAAGGAGGAUUUAUAUUUGAUUUUUUAGGAUUCAUGAUUUGGUUACUUUAAAUCUUAAUGAAUGGAGAUGAGUCUUAUUUUGAGAUAAUAGUUAUAUUUUAAAUUUUACUUAUUGUUAUUAGAAUAAUAAGAAAGUAUUAAAAUAGUACAUCAUAAUUAUAUCUAAAAGAAUACCAAACUAAUAUUUUAGAUCUUCUUACAUUAAUGCUUAUUUUAUACUUUUUUGCACAUAUUGUCGCAUGUAUGUGGUAUUAUAUUGGAGAGAAGACAUCAGAUUUAGGACAAAGUUGGAUUCUUAAAUAUGGAUUUAGUGAUAAAUCUAAUGGUGAAAAAUAUAAUGCUGCUUUUUAUUGGGCAACUAUGACAAUGGUUACAGUUGGAUAUGGAGAUAUUACAGCCACUAAUUAUUAUGAGAUCUUAUUUUCUAAUUUUAUGAUGCUAGUCUCUAGUUGUAUCUUUGGAUAUUCUAUGAAUUCAAUUGGAAUGAUUCUAAAAGCUAUUUAAGAUUAAAAUAGUAGAUACAGGUAAAGUAUUAAAAUUAUAUAAGAAAAACAUUGCGAAUAGUUAAUGCUUACAUGCAUGCUAAUAAUGUUAAUGAAUCCAUUUAAUAUAAAAUAAGAAAUUAUUUACAAAUACAAAAUGAAAGAGAAUCAUUCGAAAAUGCACAAGCACUUGAAAAGAUUAUUGAUGAAUUACCAUCAGAAUUAAAACUUGAAUUAUAAUUAAACAUUCAACAAAAAAUAAUAGCCAAAAUAAAAGUAUUGGGAGCAUUAUUCUCUAAAUCUACAUUAACAUUAACUGCCUAAGUUUUAAGUAAGAAAUUGAUGUUCCCUGGAUAACUCAUAUUUUAAUAAAAUUCAACUUAAGAUGAUAGUCUAUAUUAUUUGUAUUAAGGUUCUAUAUAAGUAAUAGAAGAGAAAAGUUAAAAGGCUUUGAGUAUCAUUAAAGCUGGUAAUACUUUUGGUGAAUAUUCAUUUUUUAGUGGAUUCUAACCUAUAAAUACAUUCAAAGCAUUAGAAUUUUGUUAAAUUUAUAAAUUAGAUAAAAAAUAAUUCUUAUAAAUUAUUAAACGAAAUCAUCGAGAUUUUGAAACAUUUCAUCAUGUGAAAGAUUAAAUAAAUUUAUAUAAGGAUUAUUCAAAAUUAAUAAUUCAAUGUGAUAUAUGUAAAGAAUAUUCUCACUAAGAAAUUUAAUGUCCAAAACUUACUUAUUAACCUAAUUUUGAAUAACGUUUAAAAAAGUAACAAUUUAAAAGUGAAUAUAAUACUCGAUGCUUUCAUAAGAGAACAUAAUUAAAAAUCAAUACACUUGAUGUACUCAAUACUAUUUAAACAUCAGUUAAGAGUUAUUUAUAAUAAGAAAUUUCUCAAAUUUUAGGUUUUAAUUUUAGUGGUAAUAAUGAAUCAGCUACACAUAUUUAAAAAGCCGAAUUUUAAUCAAAUACAAUUAAUUUAACUGAUAAUGAACCUUAACAAAAUAUCAUUAAUUUAAAAUCAAUUACAAUAAAAUCAUAAAAUUUUGAUAAUGUUGCUACUAUUCAAGGCAAGAAUUUGAAUGAGUAUAUUGCUGAAACUGAAGUUAAUUGCCUUAUGGAAUUAGAAAAAUAACAAUUAAAUGUUUCUUACAAUAUUGAUAAAAUGUAUCAUUUUACAGAUUAUAUGACUCAUAAUAAUUUAAAAAAUGUAAUUUAGAAUAUUGGUAGAAAAUUAAGUAAGAAAGAAAAGAAAAUAUUAUAAUUACAAGGCAAAUAUACAUUCUAUUUUAAUGUUAAGAUAAAAGCAUAAAAAUUAAGAGAUUCUAUGAAAUAUUUAAAUUAAUCUGAUUGA